GCAACCCCGGCUUCGCAGCACAACGGAGGCAUCUCUCGGCGGAACCGCGAUGGCCGUGGUGCAGCUCGACGCGGAGGACCGCCAACCCGAGAACGGCUUCGUGUCCCCCGACGCCGCGUCGCCGGAGCUGCUGACGCGCAUCGACGGCUCCGUGCUGCCGUUCCUCGGGGGCUUCGGGAGGUACCAGAAACAGCUGAUCGUGCUGACAUGGAUCCCGGCGUUGUUUAUCGGCUUCAGCCAGUACUCGAACAAUUUCCUCCUGGCUCAGCCGAACAACACAUGCGUCCAGCCGCCGGCGAACCUGACGAACCGCACCGCGAGCCACUCGUCGCUGUCGGGCGGCCCGAGGAACGCGAGCGCGUGGCCGGCUUCCCUGUACGACACCGGGAGCUACGGCACCCGCAAUGACACGGACCACGCGCAGUGUGGCUGCAGCGAGUGGACGUUCGAGCUGCACACGGGACUCGCAGAGAACGUGGUCACCAAGUGGAGUCUGGUGUGUGACUCGGCAUGGAAAGUCCACAUCGCCAAGUUCUCUCUGCUGGUGGGGUCCAUCUUUGGAUACCUGACGUUCGGAAUCCUUGCAGACUGGUUCGGCCGCCACCCGGUGCUGAUCAUAUCGGUGCUGUUCUUGCUGGUGUUCGGUCUGUCCGUGGCCUUCUCCGUCAACGUGCCCAUGUUCAGCACCCUGCGCUUCUUCGAGGGCUUCUGCCUGGCGGGGCUCAGCCUUUCGCUCUACGUCCUCAGGAUUGAGCUGUGUCUUCCGGGCUGGCGCUUCUCCAUGACCAUGGUGGCCAGCUUCGUGGGGCUGGGCGGUCAGCUGCUGAUGCCCGUGGUGGCGUACCUCUGUCGCGACUGGCAGGUUCUCCAAGCCGUCAUCAUCUGCCCGUUGCUGCUGAUGCUCUCCUACAUCUGGAUCUUCCCCGAGUCGCUGCGUUGGCUGCUGGCCACUCGGCAGUACUGCCGCUCCAAAUGGAUCAUGGGACACAUAGCGGCGAAGAACCGCGUGAACUUGGACCUCGACUCCGAAAACAUCCUCGCGGAACUGCAGGGAGCGCUUCAUAAGAAACCCAAGAAGACGUGCAUCGUGAAGAUGGUCGGGACGAGGAACCUGUGGAAGAACAUCGUGGUGCUCUGCGUCAACUCGCUGACCGGAUACGGGAUCCACCACUGCUUCGCUCGCAGCAUGAUGGACCCCGAAGCUCAGGAGACGACCAUGUUCCACAACUUCUACGCGGAUUACUACACCAUGGCGGGCAUCGCCGUGGCGUCCUGCAUGGCGCUGUGCCCGGCGGUGGGCCUGAUGGGCCGGAGGGGGGGCCUUCUCAUGUUUAUGAUCAUCACCGCCCUGGCGUCCCUGUUGCAGCUGGGCCUGCUCAACUUGCUGGGGAAGUACAGCGUCCAUCUGAAUAUAGAGGACUCCGGUACGCUGAAUAAGAACUUCUCCGUCGCCUUCUCCAUCAUCGGCAUGUUCUCCUCCCACGCCGUCAGCAACCUGAGCAUCUUCUUCUGCGCCGAGAUCACGCCCACUGUGAUCAGGGGCGGCGGGCUGGGUCUGGUCCUGGCCAGCGCCGGCUUCGGCAUGCUGACGGCGCCCAUCAUGGAGCUGCACAACCAGAAGGGCUAUUUCCUCCACCACAUCAUCUUCGCCUGCUGCACCCUCAUCUGCAUCAUCUGCAUCCUCCUGCUGCCCGAGACGCGCUACCAGCCCCUGCCCGAGACGCUCGCCGACGGCGAGAGCUACACCCGGCAGCCGCUCCUCCCGCCGAGGAAACCCGGGGAACAGCGCCUCCUGCUGCCUCAGUCGGAGAGCAGCAGGGACUACACCCGGGUGCACGACACGCCGCUGCACGAGGCGGCCGCCACCGCCGUGUCCACCAUGGACUCCACCGCCUCGUCGGCGGCGGACUUGACCGCUCGGUCCGUCGGGGAUCUGUCGGCGCCCGCGCUCACGGAGGUGCCUCCGCCCAAAGACCCCAGCGGCCACUCGGUCUCCUCCUAUCCCACGACCCCCGUCACGGCCCUGGGCGAAGAUGGCGUCGUCCACGCCAGCAAGGAGCACCUGCUGUCCUCCGCCCCGCUGCACGAGCUCCCGUGCGUCACCGACCCCCUGCUGGCCGCCGCCGACGAGCCUCCGGCGACCUUCUCGCAGGCCGCCGAGCCGCCGGCGGACUCCACCCUGAUCGAGAUGGAUGACAUUUUCCCGUCCGCCGCGACGGAGUCGUCCGCUCCCCCGUCGCCCUCGCUCGACCGCCUCGCUCCCCCCGUCCCUCAAGCGGUGCCCGCCUCCUUGUUGAUCUGCACCACGCCCGUCAUCGAACCCCCGCCGGGCGCCACGUCGGAGUCCCCCGACGACCCCGAGGGCGACGACGUCGACGAUAUCGGCCUGAUGCUCGACCGCCCCGUGGUGGAGGUCGCAAACGCCCCUCCGGCGGACUCCCCGACUCCAUCGAUUCGCCACAGCCCCCCUCCGUCCCCGAGCCCUUCCCCCGUGCCCGCGACCGAGAGCGACGUUUCCGCUGACCCCCACCCCUCCUCCGUCAGCGUAGCCGUGGACGAUCCCCCCCGGUUAGAAAUCGUGGAGGAGUCCGUGUGUCCCCCCUCCCCGAGAGACUGCCCCAUACCUCCAGUCAUCGAGCCUCCGGCGCCCCAGAUGGACCCUCCCUCUCCCUGUGUGAGUGAUGAAGCCCCUUGUCUCCCUGAUCCCCCGAGCCCAGUCACCGUUUCCCCUUCAUCCACUCCUCCUCCUCCUCCCCCACCAUCACCACCAGCCGACUCGGGCCACGCGCCCUCAGAGGCCUCUUCCACUCCCCCCGUCGUCGAGGCCGUCGUCGAGGCCGUCGUCGACGCGGCCCCGCUAACUCCCGCCACUCUCCCCAUCGCGGACAUUGUGCGCCCCCCCGCACCAGAAUCCCCCGCUCUGACUGUUGCGCCCACGCAGGAUUCGGCGGCAGCAGCUGCGUCCCUCGCCGCGGACCCAGCGCCGACUCCCCCCUCUCCGGCGGACUGCACCGUCUCCUCGCCCAUAGACUCCGGCGUCCUUCUCGACGGCGUCACAGAGAGCAACACUGUCAAUGGCGCGGCGUCGUUAUGAUCCACAGUCGCAGCCGGGAGAAGAAGAAGGAGGAGGAGGAGCAAAGCAGCCCACGCCACGGCAAUAACCGAGGAAGGGGGCCGAGGAAGGGGGGGCUCGGGCGGUCGUGCUCGGGCUUCAGGCGCUUCCUGAAGGCUGACCCCACCUGGAGUUGACGUAGUCACGUCCCACAGAGAUCCCGUAUGUUCCCUCCCCAACCCCCCUUCCUGUAUUUAGCCAAUAAAUGAGCAAGUGAGAGAGCGCCCGAGGCCGUCUGCUUUCAAGGUGGCCGUGUCCGCUGCUCUUUUUGAAUGUCACUGGAAAUCACCAGCCUUCAAACUACUUUCAUGUCAAUGAACGGGGGGAAAAAAUCUGUGUCAUUUCCAAGAGUCUCACAACAAUCACUAAGAGGACUGGUGAGACUACGACGAUGCUAAAAAAAACAAACGAAAUCUCAAAAUCACUGGUACUUUGGCUCUGAUGAAAUGUCCAUCUAACAUAUUUGUAUAAAAUAUUGCCUUAUUGUGUGGAUAAAAAGAAAAUCUGAAUGUUGCAACAUAUUCUUUUUGCAGUUACACAGGUAAAAUUUGAUAUUUGGGGGGAUUUUUAUUUUCUGAAUGCAACGCCAAAAACUACUCUGACCAAAAUUAAAUGUAGAUAUAGUGCCAAAAAAAAGUAGUAUAAAUACAGUAUUUGCCUGCACGGGGAAAUACUGUGCAGUCCCCUGCCAUAGGCUGCUUGUGGAUUUAAGUGAAUCAGAUGAAGCCUUUUUUUUUUCCUUUUUCAAAGUUCAGAAAUAUAAAGUAAAUUGUUUAUCAAAUUAAUAAAGAGUGAAAGCGAUAUCAUCCUUUGAUGAAUUGGAAUGGAGAGAGAGGAUUGAGAUUGCAAAAUAGCUCUCAUCAACACGUCGUUCAUUGUGUGACCAGCGAUAUUGGGAGUAACGAAUGACCCAUAUUUUGUCGGCCUGACGAAUUCUUUUUUUAUUUUUCCAAUCGUGAUGGACUUUAGGGGAUGCAAAUGCUUUUAUCUGUAAAUGUGAUAUUGUAAGUAAAUGCGUAACUAGUUGUUGAGCUUGAUUCAGUCGUUUUUCUUUUUAUUCAAAGUAUUAUUUUGAAUAAUCUCUCAUGGCGUGCCCUUUAUUGUACAAAGCUAUACUACACUCCGACAGUAUUUGCAGUGCCGCCAUAUUCUUUGCAGUUGGGACUAAAGCAUGAAAAUAAUUGUGAGCGUGUCAGUGAAACGAACCUUCAACGCAAAGCUUAAAAAGACGACUUGAAAGCAAUUUUUUUUAAUGAAGCCGUCGGAUGACAACGUGUUUGAUACGACGGCCGACUGUCACACAGCGUCGCUAACUUCAGUGUUUUCUAAAUCAUGUUCUGUCAUUCGCAUAGUUUAUGAAUGUCAAUGUGUUCAUAUAUCCACAUGCACAAGUAAGAUUCAACUUUACAAAAACAAUGAUUUAAUGCAGGUCAAGUCUUAUAUUUCUAGGUAGAUGAACCUAAUAAUGUUAAAAUGACAAACUGCGGACGACGGUGUACUUGACUUGCGUGUAACUUGACAGCUGUAGCUCCACACUUCAUGCUUUUGAGGUUGUAAUAUAUCAGAAAAACGACGUAUGAUUACGGAUAGAUCAUUGUUUACAAGAACAAUAAUACAUACACAUGCAUAACAAUAAUGAUGAAGAUAAAUAAUAAUAACUACACUUUACUGGAAACUCGAGAGCCAACUGAAUGAUGUCUUGUCAUUUCAAAUGUGAUGGAGCACGAGAACCUUUAUCCAGAGAGGAUGAGCGGUCCUUUACUCCCCAAUAUCCUCUUUCAUCCGGGUGCACUGACGAAGGGGCUGCGUGUGUUUAGGGAUCUGAAUGAUGGAGAAGCCUGCUUGUGUUUAUUUGGUUUAUAUAUUUUCUAAAUAUGAUUAAUUGGUCUUUUCAUAGAUCGUCAAGUCAACAAACUUCCAUUUGGUGAAAGAUUCAUCUGAACAUUUAAAGCCUAACAUGCUGCUAAGCCUCAAAGCACAAUGCCCUGCAAUCAUGUGAUGUCAAAUUUCGUGGAGCUUGUCAGUUAAAAAAAAAGGGAAAUGGAGUGGGAUUUUCAAUAAAUACAUUUACAAAUAACACAUUUACUUUUGCAAUAGCCCCACAUGUAAUCUACCUUGUGGAAGAGGGUGUCGGCCCUGGUUUUCAUAAUGAGUUCCUGCAUUAACGAGUGGGUUAACUGCAGAGGUCGGUAUAGCUUCACUUUACUCCGUGUCCUCGUCGUCUGUGGUUGGUCUCUCUGUCUCAGUGUGUGUGUGUGUCUGUGUGUAUUGCAUAAAUUAAUCUGUGUAUUGCCAAUACCCCAUGCAACACCAGUCUAAAGACACCGACACAGCGCAGACCAGUGUCUCCACUCAGAUCGGUUGCUUCCAUUUCCACGACUCCCAUGCAGCUAUUUCACGGUGCUGGUGUGAGCGUUUUAAGUCAAAUAACGGCAAAAAAAUAAAUAAAAAUAGCAAUCCAAAAGCAACGUUAGCACCAACGAUAUGGUGGACCAGGAGACGGUGAUCGCCCUGGUGGAAAAGCAAAAAAAGAAGAAUGGGUUAUGCCUUUGUAAAUAGUAAACGUGUGGAAAUGAUGAAGGCUCAUAGAUGGUGAUGUGGACUGAUGAAUAAUUUUGAAUAAAACUCAGAGACAUGAAGUCCACAGUGUACAACAGUCCAGGUUUUGCUUCUCUCGACCGUGCGACUCCGAAUCUCCUGUUGGGAGAUUUGAAUGAAUGUAAAAAUCCUGGAUUGUACCAUUUCUAGUUUGUGUUUUUGUUUUGUUUUAACAGACAUAAAUGCACUUGUAUAUAAGCCGUACCUGUUGUUAAAAUAAACCAAUAUUUAUUGAUCACC
Pseudoliparis swirei is the source of this 5950-nucleotide messenger RNA. Its product is annotated as solute carrier family 22 member 23-like. The record is from RefSeq and is a predicted model, not a curated record. Gene Ontology annotation, molecular function: transmembrane transporter activity. The coding region runs from base 50 to 3094 and encodes 1014 amino acids. Lineage: Eukaryota; Metazoa; Chordata; Actinopteri; Perciformes; Liparidae. Gene Ontology annotation, cellular component: membrane. The transcript has 10 exons. Gene Ontology annotation, biological process: transmembrane transport.